AUGGGCACUUGUUCACAAUUUCACCUAUGUUGUGUUUUCUUUGCAGAGCAUACAAGGAAGCUCCUGGGAGAGUUUGGGAAGAUAUAUGAGGAGCAGUAUGGAGUGGCCCUGUUCAACAGUGUACGCUAUGAGAUCGAAGGGAACGGAGGACCACAGACGCAGCUAUUACAUCGCAAGACGCCUCUCAAAGACCGUGUGAUCUUUUCUGGAAACCUGUUCCAGUAUGUGGAUGAAACCAAAAAAUGGAGGAACCGCUUCUGUGUGGUUCCUCAUCACUAUGGCCCAGUGCUUUAUGAGAACAAAAUAGCUUAUGAUCGUGGCCUACAGCCCCGAGCUGGCAUCAACUGUGCUGGGUACAGAGUAUUAACCUCCCUGGAUCAGUACACUGAGUUACUUAAUAACAUGGUUCCAGGUGGCAAGGUGAAGACUGGCAGCACCCCGAUGAAAUGUGCCACUCAGUUCCCCAUUGUUCUUUGGCACCCUUAUUGUCGGCAUUACCAUUUCUGUGUGAUGACUGAACGUGAGCAAGAGAGAUGGAGCGCAGUGUUCCAGGACUGCGUGCGUCACUGCAAUAAUGGUAUCCCAGAAGAUUCUCGUGUGGAAUCUGCCGCAUUCACAGACUCGGUGAGAUUUUUCAGGCAAGCACGGGACCAAUAUGGAACAUGGGACAUGCUGUGCGGCAAUCAAGUGCAGGUCCUCAGCAACUUGGUAAUAGAUGAAAUCCUCCCCGAUCUGAAGAACAUUAUUGGCCCCAGACUCCGAGGAAAACCUCAGGAGCGGCAGAGGACCUGGCUGUUGAUUUCAGACACUGUGUACCGGAUGGUGCAUGAGCAGACCCGCAUCUUCUUUGAGGGCCUUGAAAAGCGCUGCAGUGACAAGAGAACGGAGAUGGAGAGUCAGAUCCGAACAGACAUGGACCAGAUCAUUGCUUGCAAGGAGCACGUGUCCAACAAAAUUCGAGUCGCUGUGUUGCCAAAGGCAGAGUUGUGUGUAAGGAACCAUGUCCAGACUCACAUCCCAUCUAUUCUGGAAGCACUGAUGGUUCCAACCAGCCAAGGCUUCUCUGAGGUUCGGGAGCUGAUCUUCACAGAGGCCACAGACAUGAACAAGAACCUUGUGAAUGAAGGAGGACGGGACAAGCUGGGAGAGCAUAUGGAGAAGAUCUCACAGCUGGCCUAUCACCCAGUAAAAAUGCAGCAGUGCUAUGAGAAGAUGGAUCAUCUGAAUCUGGAAGGACUACAGCAGAGAUUUGAUGUGGGAAGUCCAUCUGUAUUCAAACAGAGAGCACAGAUCCUCAUGAGGGAGCUGACAGACAACGCGGUGUACACAUUUGAACAGCUGAUUCACCAGGAACUGAACAAGUCAGAAGGAGGAGAGAACCUGUGCAGAGACAUCCAGCGUAUUUUAGAGCGUGUUCUCAAGAAAUAUGACUAUGACAGCAGCAGCAUCCGCAAGAAGUUUUUUCAGGAAGCAUUACUGCAGAUCUUAAUUCCUUUCCUCCUGAAGAAGCUGGCACCUACAUGCAAAUCGGAGUUACCUCGAUACCAGGAACUUAUAUUUGAAGAGCUGUCGCGGUUUGUCCUGGUGGAGAACACAUAUGAAGAGGUUGUGCUGCAGACUGUGAUGAGGGACAUCGUGCAAGCUGUAAAGGAUGCCGCCACGCAGCGAAAGCAUAACUUGUUCCGGGACAGUAUGGUAUUGCACAACAGUGAUCCUAACCUUCACCUCCUUGAAGAUGAGCCCCCUAUUAAUUGGACUGAAAACUAUUCCAACAAUACUGAAUCCUCUGGAGGCAGGCAUGGUAGACAACGCCAAGUGGUAUCCCUUAUUCAGGAUGAUGAUGCGCCCGAAUACCUGGAAUCCUGCCAGGAGGCCCCAGCUAAUGAAAAUAUCCCUGAAGAGCCAGAGUCCAGUGAUGUCAGUACAAUCCGGAACAUGCUUGUCAAAGAGUUUGAUGUUGAGGUUCAAGACAAAGCACAGAUUCCACAACAGGAUGACACUGUGCAGGCCACCCAACAUGCACAACCCAAGGAACAGGUGACACAGGUCACUAAGUCUCACACAGAGCAGAUGAGGCCCAAUGAUCUUCAGGCCCAGGAAGAGAAUACAUCAUUUGGUGGACAUCCUGAAGAUAAUGUGGAUAACAGCCAUGUAGAGCCGACAAGAACACCUUCCACCACAGAUGUGUCUCCAGAAAGAGAAUUGGUACAUAAUUACCAGAGGCUUUCAGAUCAUAUAGAAGUUCAUGGUCAUCAGGAAGAGGAAGCACCACAUCAUUUACUGACACAAGAACAUUUGAGCAUGGAUGAUCACAAGUUGACUGAGGAGCAACCUCAUGAAAUACACGAGAACAAGGCAGUCAACCACGAGUCAGUCAUAAAAUAUGUGAGCCAUGAACACCAUCCAGUUGAAGAGCUGGAACAACACUCGACACAGGAAAAAACUGUCCAUCCUGAGAUACUGCCUUGCCAGAUCCCACAAGUGGUUACUACUUCACUUGCCACUCCAGAAGAGGACACCCAUUCUGAAGUUCUUCACUCUUCCACAUCACAUGCAGUACAUUCCACCCCAGAUGAUAGCGGCUUCCAAUCACCCAUGAGUGAGGAGGAGGAAGAGGGUGAAGGGUACAGGGAAACUCCUGUGCCAGCUCCACAAAAGAAAGAAGAGGUCAUUACCCAGUUCUGA
Staurois parvus is the source of this 2685-nucleotide messenger RNA. The record is from the annotation of a GenBank genome assembly. NCBI's taxonomy places the organism in Eukaryota, Metazoa, Chordata, Amphibia, Anura, Ranidae.